Molecule: messenger RNA, 3054 nt
Organism: Numida meleagris (helmeted guineafowl)
Lineage: Eukaryota; Metazoa; Chordata; Aves; Galliformes; Numididae
Gene: MARCHF2
Product: membrane associated ring-CH-type finger 2
Exons: 5
Coding region: 118-858 (246 amino acids)
Biological process (GO): protein ubiquitination
Molecular function (GO): zinc ion binding; ubiquitin-protein transferase activity
Source: RefSeq, a predicted model, not a curated record
GGCUGCGGGGGGCGGUGCCCGACGGGCGCAGGACCGGCGAUGGGGCGGUGCGCGGAGCGCUGAGGGGCCGCGGGGCCGGGGCUGCAGGUCCCCGCGGCAGAGGGGUGCGGAGCUGCGAUGACGACGGGCGACUGCUGCCACCUGCCCGGCUCCCUGUGCGACUGCCCGGGCAGCGCCGCGCUCUCCAAGUCGGUGGAGGACUCGGACAUCGGGCGGCCGCAGUACAUCACCCAGGUCACCGCCAAGGACGGCCGCCUGCUCUCCACCGUCAUCAAGGCGCUGGGUGCGCAGAGUGACGGUCCCAUCUGUCGAAUCUGUCACGAAGGUGGAAAUGGGGAGGGACUGCUUUCCCCGUGCGACUGCACAGGAACACUGGGCACCGUGCACAAGAGCUGCCUGGAAAAAUGGUUGUCCUCCUCCAACACAAGUUACUGUGAGCUCUGCCACACAGAAUUUGUUGUAGAGAGAAGACCGAGGCCUUUGACAGAGUGGCUGAAGGAUCCCGGUCCCCGCAAUGAGAAGAGGACGCUGUUCUGCGACAUGGUGUGUUUCCUGUUCAUCACUCCCCUGGCGGCGAUCUCGGGCUGGCUGUGUCUCCGCGGAGCACAGGACCAUUUGCAGUUCAACAGCCGCCUGGAGGCCAUCGGACUCAUAGCACUAACUAUAGCACUUUUUACAAUCUACGUCCUUUGGACGCUGGUUUCGUUCCGCUACCAUUGCCAGCUGUACUCGGAGUGGCGCAGGACCAACCAGAAGGUUCGCCUGAUGCUCCCGCCCGUGCGCAGCCCCCACCCCGCGCCCCACUCCCUGCUCUCCGCCAAGCUGAUGAAGAAGACGGCGGAUGAGACCACGGUCUGAGCCACCCCGGCCUCAGGGUGAGCAAACGGGGCCGGAUCCGAGCCCGCGGGGAGCGCUGCGGAGCACCCAGAGGGACUUGAUCCUUUGGGAAACACAGAUUGUAAACCUCUCAUCACGUGGAGUGGCCCGAAAGAGCCGGCUGGCAGAGCGGGCUGUCUGCAGGGACGCUUGCCUAUAGCACCAUACAUGGAAAAUCUCUCUCAUAUAUAUAUAUAUAUAUAUAUCUAUAUAUAAUAUUAUUUUUUAAUGGCCAUGCAUAUUGUGUUUCAGUCCUUUACGUGUCGAUGUUCUAAGCUUCAGUAUAGAAGCUGGCAGCCUGAUCUCAUUCAGAGGUUAAAUCUAAUGCCUUCUCUCCAAACGAGCGCGUACGGAGCGCUUCUCGUCGACCAUCCUUGGGAGCCCCUUCUCCUUUGCACUAAAUUGGUUUUGAUAAUAUUGCGGCCGCCUUUCCCGUUACUCUCUGGUCUUUUUUUUGUGGAGUUUCUGUCCUUUCUAGAAAAAGUUGUGUGUUUUUAAUAAUUAUUAUAACCCCAGAAGGAGUUAAAAUGACGUAAUGCUGAAUGGAGACGUUUUGUAUUGUAAAGUACUGUAAUUUUGAGAAUUUCAAAAUGAGCAAACCUUUUCCUGUGCAGACAUGGUCUCACGGGAUGCUUUCCUUGCAGGUCCUGGCUCAUCCCCAGGACUCGGAUGCGCUCAGCUCUUGGCACGUCCAACAAAGGAAGAUGGAGGGGGCGAGGGUGGGGAGCGACGGCUGAACCCACCCUCACCUUUCUCUUUCAGAGCUCAUAAUGGAGCUUUCCCACCCCAAAAAAGGGGAGAGUUGGAGUCUUUUUGCUGCUGUCCUCACGCAGCCUUGAGGCCGGACCUCUCGCUGGCAGUCCCACGCGUCCCCUCUCGGCCGUCUCUGUGCGUUGUGUUUGCACAUUCCGUGGCAGCAGCCGGAGGAGCCGCUGUCAUUUGGCUCAGCCCUGAAAUCUCUGCCUGCCCGCUGCGUGUCCUCCAGCGAAAUGGUCCCCACGCCCCUUCUCCAGGGCUGACAUUCCUCCUCCUCCUCCAUUCACCUGUUUCCAGCACAUCUGGCUACCAAACCCUCUGUCUCGGUGGCCAUGCCACCAGGGGCACUCCUUGCCCCUCAGCGCUGUGCCAACAAUGCCUGUGUGCAGUGCUGUGCUCCCCGAGGUGCUCACAGACCGUGUCCCUCCGUUGCUGAGCCCAAUGGGUCAGUCGGUGCCCUGUGAGAUGGAGCCCGCUCGUUUCUUGGACACAAAGCACCCCGUGCCAUUCCUGCUUCUCUCCAGCUGCAAAGCUGGGUGUUGUUCCUUGCGUGUCCCGUGCUCCUUGGUUCUUUCCCUCUGCCUGACCCUAGGCUUGAAGUCCCUGGUGGACACGAGCAGCACCCUGCCUCUCCCAGCCCCGGGCUGCGCUCUGUGUCUGCUUUCCUCCAUUUCUCUCCCAUCCCGGGGUGAUCCGUGCAGCACCUUGCAGCAUCCCCUACCCGCAGUGUGCAGGUCCUGGCAGUCUGCAGGCAGCACGAGGGUCUCAUUCCUGCUCCCCCCAUUCCUGCCUGCUGCCUCCCCCUCUGUGCAGGUUUGCAGUGGGGCCGUGCAACGGUGGCUGUGCUCCCUUGGAAGGGCUCAGCCGUCCCCUGUGUGCCACAAAUCCCCCCCCAGGUGCUGCCUCCCUCCCAUCCCCUUCCCUUGGCUGCGGGCGCUGCACCACCAUGCUGUGCCUUGUCCCGGGUGCCUCCAUUCAGCCCCCCUGACAAACCACAACCUGGGGACACAGUGCAGCCCCCCCAGCUCUGGCUGCCUCCCAGAGGCUUGGUGUUCUGGCAGUGUGUAGGGAUGAGGGCUCCCAGGCCGUGUUCCCACAGUGAGGACUCGAAGGAGGCAGUGUUGCAGCGAGGAAACACACAGAUUGUCCAAAUACACAGCUGGGAAAGCCAGAAGUGCCCGGCUGGGGCAGAUGGGGCUGCACAGCCGCAGCCCCACGCUCUGCUUCAUUGUCUUUAUCAUAGUUGCCAAUCAUUGGAGCUGUUGCAUGUGCCCCUGCGAAACCCAACAGUGACUCUUUGAGUCUUCUCCUCCUUCCCAGAGGAGAUAUUGAGCUCAUGGGCGUGGGAAAGCAGCGUCUGACCCGGUGUCGUGGGGGAAACGGGCUGUGCAAUUCUGUAAAUAAAAGUGAGACAAACUUGGG